This is a messenger RNA of Morone saxatilis (striped sea-bass), 2002 nucleotides long. RefSeq names its product cyclin-dependent kinase 4 (gene cdk4). NCBI's taxonomy places the organism in Eukaryota, Metazoa, Chordata, Actinopteri, Moronidae. Gene Ontology annotation, molecular function: ATP binding; cyclin binding; cyclin-dependent protein serine/threonine kinase activity. Gene Ontology annotation, cellular component: nucleus; cytoplasm; cyclin-dependent protein kinase holoenzyme complex. The record is from RefSeq and is a predicted model, not a curated record. The transcript has 8 exons. Gene Ontology annotation, biological process: regulation of gene expression; signal transduction; G1/S transition of mitotic cell cycle. Bases 292 to 1212 code for a protein of 306 amino acids.
AAGCAACAGGAAGCGACAACCCCAAAAAAGAAGAGUGCGGGCUGGAAGAGGAAAAAAAAAUAAAAACACAAAGGGGAGGCCGAGAUCAUAUCGCUUGAUUGGCUUCAGAUCCACUGCUGGUCUGAGAAAUCCCUGAUCCUGGACCCGCGACCCUGAGACCACUUGAGACCCGCUUCUGUAGGAGUUAUAUACGUGGCAGCAGAUUAAUGAGCAUGUCCUCCUCAUAAAGCUAAAGUGAAGCUUUUACCUGCCACAAGAGAGAGAAACACACGGGUCUGUUUGAUCCUGGCUAUGGCCCACGGCGCCAGUAUCCAAUAUGAGCCAGUUGCAGAGAUCGGAGGAGGCGCUUAUGGGACGGUUUAUAAGGCCCGAGAUACAGAGAGCGGGCAGUUUGUGGCUCUGAAGAGUGUGCGUGUCCAGACAGACCACAAUGGCCUCCCGGUCUCCACAGUUAGAGAGGUGGCUCUGUUGAAACGGAUGGAGCAGUUUGACCACCCCAAUGUGGUCAGGCUUAUGGAUGUAUGUGCAACCCAGAGGUCGGACCAGGAGACUAAAGUCACUCUGGUGUUUGAGCAUGUGGACCAAGACCUCAAGACGUACCUAGAGAGAGCCCCAGCCCCGGGAUUAUCCCCAGGCCACAUUAAAGACCUGAUGAGGCAGUUGCUGUGCGGUCUUACAUUCCUUCACUCUAACCGCGUGAUGCAUCGAGACCUGAAACCAGAGAAUAUUCUGGUAACCAGCCAGGGCCAGGUGAAGCUGGCCGACUUUGGACUGGCCAGGAUCUACAGCUGCCACAUGGCCCUCACUCCUGUGGUGGUGACACUGUGGUACCGACCUCCUGAGGUUUUGCUGCAGUCCAGCUACGCCACGCCUGUGGAUAUCUGGAGCACCGGCUGCAUUUUUGCCGAGAUGUUCAGACGCAAACCUUUGUUCUGCGGAGAAUCCGAAGUGGACCAACUCGGGAAAAUUCUUGAAGUUAUUGGCUUGCCACCAGAGGAGGAGUGGCCAACCGAUGUCACACUCUCAAGAAAAAACUUUCCCCCUCUCUUACCUCGCCCAAUCACUGACUUGGUUCCAGAGAUAAAUGAGCAGGGGGCACAACUAUUGCUGAAAAUGCUGACCUUCGACCCCUUCAAACGAAUAUCUGCCCUGAAUGCCCUAGAACAUCCAUAUUUCCAGGACGAGGAGACAUUGACUCAGACAAAAAGCUGAAAUGAUGCAGUGAAACAUGCAGCGAGAGGUAACAGUGUCUAAGUUUAGACCUGGCCUAACCAUAAAGGAUUUCAGUUUCAUUCAGUGCAUUGCCUUUCAAGACGUCUGGGUUUUGCUUUGGGAUUAUUUUCUUGUCACUCCUGCAUCAAAAAAAAAAAGGAUUAAAACCUGAGAAAUGGGGGCAAAAAAAAAGAAGAGGAGUGAACUUAAAGAUCACUGGCAUGCUUUCCAACAUGUAAAUGUCACAAUUAAUGAUGUUAACAUGUCAUGUUUUCAAGGACAGUACCAGUUUUUUUGAUGUUUGAUUUCUGUGUCAGUGUCAUCAGAAGGGACUGAUAAACAGAAACGUCUGUCAUCUCCUCUCAAAUGUUGCUCUUGUUAUUGUUGUACAGUGUUUAGACAGGCGGAGAUGACGUCUUUUCUUGUUACAGGCUGAACAAAGUCUGACAAAAAUGACACCUCAGGGUUAGAGCAGCCAGUCGUCAGUGAUCUUAGUGUAUUUGUGUUAAUAUUUAUCAUACAAAAGGAACAAAACACCGUAAGCCUGUGACGUCAUUAAGCUGUAUGAAAAUCAUGAGGAAAAGAAAGAACAGUUCGAAGCAGUAGAAGAAACACACAUGACAAAAAUACUGGUAUUGCCCUUAAAUAGUCUCAUAAAAUGGAAGAAUAGUUUCUUUUAUUUGGAGGACUGAAGGGUUGGACUUCAUUUCAUGUGUAACAUUUUUUGCUAAAAACCAUUUAAAAUCAACCAGCACUGCAACUACAAAUGAAUAAAAAAACUUUAAUCACA